Fusarium coffeatum is the source of this 1926-nucleotide messenger RNA. RefSeq lists its product as uncharacterized. The transcript has a single exon. The record is from RefSeq and is a predicted model, not a curated record. NCBI's taxonomy places the organism in Eukaryota, Fungi, Ascomycota, Sordariomycetes, Hypocreales, Nectriaceae. Bases 1 to 1926 code for a protein of 641 amino acids.
AUGGUCGUCGUUUCAGGCUCACCUUGGGCCAAAAAGGUCGCCUUGAUCGUUAUUUCAAUCAACCUCGUCUUUUGGUGGUGGUGUUUCUCCGUUCCCGGUUCAGACGACCUUACACCUCCCAAACCAUCGCGCUUCGUAACAGAUCAAUUACCAGACCUACCCGAUCCCAAAGAACUCGAGGAGAAAAAAGCUGCGAAACUAGUAGAAGCUGAAAAAGCUGCAAAGGCAGCGAGAGAAGCAGCUGAUCCGAAAGUCGGCAAGAAUGGCUUGAUGACUUUUCGCUCUUGGAGUAACUUUGAGCUCAUCCGACCCAAGAAUGACAAGACCUUUUUGUGUCGUCGCUUUAAAAGCUCCCCGCAUAAACCACCUCACGUCGAAUGGAAUCCCAGCGGUGGUGAACUUUCCAAGGGAUACGUGUUUAUCACGCCGCAGUCUACAGGGGAGGAUAGGGGUCUUGUGCAAGCUGGCAGCUUUAUCAUGAAGCAGAACGCCGAGCUUGUAUAUGCUCAUGAUGAGACGCCUUUUGACUCAGAAGGUCUGCGCGUGCAAAACAUCAACAAUGAACAAUUCCUCACGCUAUGGCGCGGUACGAGGAAGGGCGCGCACGGAUUUGGCCAGGCGAUGAUCAUGAACAGUCAGUAUGAGAAGACGAUUAUUCAUCUCGAUGCUAUCAUCAGCAAUAAGUUUGGGAAGAAGUUUAAGGGUCAAUUGGACUUUCAUGAGCAGGAGUUGACGACGAGGGGAACGAUCUUGGUUACAGCGUAUAACACCACGGCGUUUAAUCUUACCCAGAUGGGAGGAACGGAGGAGGGUUAUGUUUCGGAUUCGAUGUUCUUUGAGAUUGAUAUUGAGACCGAGGAGAUUUUGUUUAGUUGGAGUGCCCUGGAUCAUUUCUGGCCCGAGGAUUCCAUGCUGCCGCUUAUCACAGAAUCUGGCAACGGCACAGCUACGUCGCCGUACGACUUCUUCCAUCUCAACUCUGUCCAAGCCGUCAACCACGAUUCGUUCCUAAUUAGCAGUCGCAACUUUUGGUCCGUGUAUCUCAUCUCCAGAUCGAACGGUAAAGUCCUCUGGGAAUUGAGAGGCAAUACCAAGGGUGGAAGUUUCGGGAGUAUACCGCCUCAUGGACGAUUCCGAUGGCAGAACCACGUUCGGGCGCUGGAAGCUGAUAAGAAAGGCAUGAUCAUUAGCAUGUUUGACAAUCACAAUAGUCCUGAGGACCUUGGACAGACGAAUUCGCGAGGAUUGGUCCUCAAGGUCAACUUACCACCUAAGAAGGACCAAAGACCCGAGGUUCUUCGCACUCUCUCGCCCGACCGUGGAAAGGUCUCGCCGAACGAUGGAAGCUAUCAAUUGUUUCUCAGCAACGGAAACUCCUUCAUGAGCUGGGGUGCCGGCGGCGUCGUUCACGAAUACGGUCCAGCAGGUGGCCAAGAUCUUCGCUGGCAAGCGCGCUUCGGCUACGACGAAACAACCCGCAGCUACCGUGCCUUCAAGGACGUCUGGACCGGCACACCAAUGUCCUGGCAGCCUGCCCUCGUCCUUGAAAAGACCGAAGAUUCUGUCCUUGGCUACGUGUCCUGGAACGGGGCGACCGAUAUCGACGGGUACAACUUAUACCAGUACGAACCCGGCAGUCCCGCUACACCACUCGGUAAAGCAGCAGCGCUUGGUUUCGAAACGGCUAUCGAUCUAGGAAGCAAGUUCAAUUUGACGAGCUGUAUUCUGGUAGCUGCUGUAAGGGAUGGACAGGAGCUUAGACAGUCGAAUGUGGGGUGUUUGCAGGGGAGGACUUUUGUUAGUACGUUUGUGGAUUCGAAUGGCAUGGCGCAGGGUGAUAGUGUUGUUAGAGAGAGUUUUGUUCAGAAGGUUAUGCGUUUGUUUGGCGCUCGAGGAGAGCUUUCCCAAACUGGUAUGGAUGAAUGA